GGGAACCGCCGCUUCUAGAACCACAACUCAAUCGGCCCUCCAUUUUCUUCUGGGUGCCCUAAUUCUCUCCUUCAAAAAUUCUUUGGUGUGGCUAGAAAUCUCAGCUAGGUGUCGUGUUUCGGCCGAAUGGCGGCUAGUCGUCGUCGAUUUAAAGCUGCAGAAGAAGAUAGGAUAAGCCAACUCCCAGACGAUUUGAAGGACAGAAUUUUGGAGUGUUUGGACACUCGAGAAGCCGCCAGAACUGCUCUCCUCUCAACUCACUGGAACGGCGGCCAAGGCCGCCUCGUCUUUGAUUGGGACUUCACCAAAACCAAAUCGGGCAGGGGAGGAAAUAAACGAGCGGCUUUUGUGAAAAUGCUUCUUGCAUUGAAUCUUCAUCACUGGUAUCAGAGCUAUUCAAAUCCUGGCACGAACAAGGAAUCGUUCGAGGGAAGACCAAGAAUCAGACAUGGAUAAUGUUCAAAACAAUCAAUUGAUCUAAGGGCUAUUCUGGAGCAGCAAUUGGCGUUAUAGAAUCAGAAAAUUGAGGAACUCAGAGCUGAGCAACAGAAAAUGCUGGAAAAGUCCAGUAGCAACGACAACGAACGCAGAUCCCGGAAAUGAAAGAGGUGAUAAAAG
This is a messenger RNA of Cuscuta campestris, 618 nucleotides long. Lineage: Eukaryota; Viridiplantae; Streptophyta; Magnoliopsida; Solanales; Convolvulaceae. The record is from the annotation of a GenBank genome assembly.